AUGUGGUCAUGGUUUGGCGGUGCUGGCGCUCAGAAGCGGAAAGAUGCGCCCAAAAACGCCAUUCUACUACUGCGGGAGCAGCUGGAUAUGCUGCAAAAGCGAGAAAAAUACUUGGAGAGCCAGAUCUCAGAUCAGGAGGCUGCGGCACGGAAGCAUGUGAACACAAAUAAAAACGCCGCCAAGGCCGCGCUCCGACGGAAGAAGAUGCACGAGAAGAACCUCGAGCAAACAACGGCCCAGAUCGUGCAGCUGGAGCAACAGAUCUACUCGAUUGAAACAGCCAACAUCAACCACGAGACCCUGCAGGCCAUGAAGCAGGCCGGCCAGGCGAUGCAGCAGAUCCAUGGAGGAAUGAGCAUCGAAAAAGUCGACGAAACGAUGGAAACACUCCGAGAACAGCACGCGCUUGGCGAGGAAAUUGGCCAGGCGAUUACCAGUGUCCCGCUGGGCGAACAGCCCGACGAGGACGAGCUGGAGGAAGAGCUGGAGGGCCUGGAGCAGGCCGCCAUGGACGAGCGCAUGCUCGAUACGGGAACGGUGCCGGUGAACGCGCAACUAAACCAAUUACCGGCUGCCGGGCGUACAGAACUCCAACCCAACAAGCCAAAGCAAGCCGAGGAAGACGACGAGGAAGCCGAGCUGGCCAAGUUGCGUGCGGAGAUGGCUAUGUGA
Molecule: messenger RNA, 672 nt
Organism: Penicillium alfredii
Lineage: Eukaryota; Fungi; Ascomycota; Eurotiomycetes; Eurotiales; Aspergillaceae
Product: ESCRT-III subunit protein SNF7
Exons: 4
Coding region: 1-672 (223 amino acids)
Biological process (GO): late endosome to vacuole transport via multivesicular body sorting pathway; vesicle budding from membrane
Cellular component (GO): cytoplasmic side of plasma membrane; multivesicular body; ESCRT III complex
Source: RefSeq, a predicted model, not a curated record